Messenger RNA from Cuscuta epithymum, 830 nucleotides. The record is from the annotation of a GenBank genome assembly. NCBI's taxonomy places the organism in Eukaryota, Viridiplantae, Streptophyta, Magnoliopsida, Solanales, Convolvulaceae.
GGUAGAUAUUCGGUUGAUUUGGGUAACCUCCAACGCAAUCGAAGGAACGAGAUUGGGAGGAAGAAAUCCCGCAAAGGUAAAGAACUUGCCGGUUCUUCAUCUCAAAGCCGAGAUGAUUUUGAAACGGGUUACCAAAGGCGAGAUGGAGAUGCGAUGUCCGAAGAACAACGCCAACAAGAAUUGGCCCGACAUAAUAACCGCUUUCUACAACAACAACAAAUGCCGACGGCCAUUGACGAAGAGGAGCUAGAGGAUGAAGAUGCGGAGGAAUUGGAACCGGAGACGGCCGACGAGCCUGCCUCAUCCCAAACCGCCACCGGUAAUAAAAAAAGUAAGUCUGAACUAAUGAAAAAUAAUUUUGAUAAAUGGAAGGACCCACAAACCGGCUAUUGGCACGCAACUUGCAAGUGGUGCAACAACAAUUAUAGUUUGGGAACCUCCGGCGGAUACGGAUCCGCCACAAGGCAUCUUAAGGCAAAGCACCCCGUGGAGUAUGCAAAAUUAGGCGGCGGAACGGGGAAGCAAACUCAAAUAUCGAGGUGGUGCAAGAAAGAGUGUUGCUUGGGGCAUUCAUACGGAUUAAAAUGGCAAACUUAGAUUAGUGGGCAACUUGCAGGUGGUGCAAGAAAGAGUGUUGCUUGGGGCGUUCAUACGGAUACGGGAUGCCAAUAAAACAUAUGAAGUCCUGUGACAAAGGGAAAACAACAACCAACGGUGGCGGAAAUCACAAUUGAUAUUCAUUAGAAAAUGUAUUUUGUAUUGUUAUUUUUAUCUCAAUUCUCAAAUGUAGUUCUUAUUUCAAAUAAAUGCACUUGAACUUUGUUUUUAAU